ACCGAACGAUGACCGCCGUCCACCAUAAAGGCGUAGCUGUCGGGACGGGAACGGGGCGCAGGAAAACUCAUCUACGUCGCGACGCGGGUCCCACAGAAGGGUUGUUAUCACAGGCAAGUGAGAGCUCACUUUCCCUGUGCCCUACCUGGACUGAGACAGCUGAGCCGCACGCCCUGGUCCACCGUUGCCUCCCGUGCAUAUAAGAAGGGAAAGGAGGGCGUCGAAGGCAGCCGAGAGGCGACACUCGACAGAGGACGGAAGCGGCGAGACAUGCAGCCCGCUUCGCUCCUCCACAUCCUCCUCCUGAUCUCUCACCUUGCUUCGGCGGUCCCGGUCGAUCUCCACUCCCACGGGUGCUUCUGGACUGAAUCAUGUCAAAGCAAAUGGGUGGGUGGAUGCAGUGCAGGGCUUGUGGUAGUUGAUCGGUCAGAUAAUUGCAAUGGUCUCUGUGGAGAAUCGAAAUUUCCACCAUGCCUUCCCUUUCAUACACAUUUUCAUUGUUGUAAACCAGAGAACCCAAGGUUAACCAACAAGUGCACAAUAUGCAAGAACAAGUUAGACUUUGGUGACGAGUACAUAUGUUGCACUGACUGCUCGGAUCCUUACCUCAUAGAAAAGAAUAGAAAAUUGGGCUACUGUAAGACUGGUGCAGUGCUGGCAGUGCAACUAAAGCCACAAGAAGUUUUCAAGUGGGUUGCUGGGCCAUGGAUGAAGUGUUCUUCUCCCUGUGAUGGUGGAGUUCGUUAUAGAGAUGUUGGUUGCUACGGAAGCACUGAUGAUCCAUCCAUCAAGCGCUACCCUGUGGAUGACAGUAGGUGUUCAGAUCAAGAAAUGCCCCUUAGGCAGGAGCCUUGUAAUCUGCAAAGCUGUGGAGAUUUGAGCAUCAGUGAAUCAAGUGACAAGCCAAGCGGGAUGUCUGGGUGGUUAGUUGCUUUGCUUGUUAUUCUUGGGCUUGUGGCUGUCGGUGGGGUUGGUUUUGCGGGCUACAUUUGUUACAAGAGGAAAACCUCGGCACCAAGUGGCUUUGUGUAUAUUAUGCUGGAAGGGUAUUCUUGAGAUAUCGCUUUCUUCGGAGUCAUCCUUGAGCUGAUAAUUCAUUUGUGUAUAUUAUGCGAAAGGUUUGCGUGUGGAAACUGUGGUGUCAAACCGGAGCAGCCCUCUCAGCCAGCUCCAUCUUCCCAUGGAUCCUACAAGCCGCAAGAAGCGAACCCCAUAUCAGAUUGUUUGCUGUCAUAGGCAUCUUCUCGAUGAGAUCAAUCGCUUCCUCUAUGAACCCGGCUCUGCCAAGUAAGUCUACCAAGCACCCAUAGUGUUCGACUCCAGGAACAAUACCAUAUGACCGAGCCAUUAAAUUGAAAUAGGCAAGCCCCUCCUUCACCAACCCUGAAUGCCCACAUGCACCAAUAACAGCCAUGAGAGUUACGCCGUCAGGUCUCACAUCUCUGAGUUCAUGCAUUUGAUCGAAGAGGCCUAUAGCUUCUCUUCCACGUCCAUUAGCCGCAAGACCCCCAAUCAUUGCAUUCCAUGUGUGGGCAUCUUUGCAGCGCAUUUCGUGAAAUAUUUGCAAUGCAAUGUCAAUGCAGCCACAUUUGGCGUACAUAUCCACGAGUGCAUUCUGCAGACAAGUAUCCUUCCUUACCUCAUUUUCCUCGAUAUAAGCAUGAAUGCGUCUGCCCCAGUCCAGAGCUCCAAGCUGCGAACAAGCAGACAACAGACUGACCAAUGUGACCUCAUUUGCUUUUACUCGUGAAAGCCGCAUCUCUUCGAAAUGGCUCAAUGCUUUUUUGUAGCAGUUUCCUUGCACGUAACCAGAUAUCAGAGCUGUCCACGAGAAUACAUCCCGCACAAGCAUGUUAUGGAAGAUGGCCUCGGCCUCAGCCAGGUCUCCACUCUUGGCAUACAUGUUGAUCAAGGCAUUUCCAAGAAAGACGUCACAGGCCUCGUGUAGCUGCACGUCAUCUCUUGGAACAGACUCAAAGCUUCUCUGCAAUGUCCACUCCGGACGAAGCCGCCCAUCAGGGCAUUCCAUGUUGCGGUAUUUCUAGCGGGCAUUUUCUCGAAUGCAUCCAUGGCAUUUAUCGUGUCUCCGCACUUUGCAUACAUGCUCACCACGGAGUUGCCGACAGCCAAGUCACUCUCCCAUCCGUGCUCCAAGAUUCUCGAGUGAAGCCGACGACCCCUCUCGAGGGCUCGCGACUGGCCGCACGCCGAGAGCAGGCUCAUUACGGUGACCUUGUUCGGCUCGACGCCGACCUUUCUCAUCUCAUCAAACAACCGGAAACCUUCAUCCAGCUGAUUCAGUUGCAGGUAACCAGAGAUCAUCGACGUCCACGACACCACGUCCUUGUGCGGCAUUUCAUCGAACAUCUGCCUCGCGACAUCAACCUUUCCGCAGCCAUUAUAGAAGUUGAUGAUUCCCGACGUUACGAACAUGUCCGAAUCGAAGCCGCAUUUCAUGACCAGCCCGUGCACCGCGCUUCCGGUGGGAAGAUUGUUGAGCUGCGCACAGGCUCUCGCUGUGGCAGCAUAGGUGUAGGUGUCGGGCGAGGAGCCUCCGCAAGCCAGCAGCAACUUGAAAGUGGACAGCGCAUCCCUGGGAGCACGCUGAUGCGUGUAACCCCUGAUCAUGGAGUUCCACAUGAAGAGAUUAGGAUGGAGAAUCUGGUCGAACACGCGACGGGCGUAGACCGUGCUGAAGAGGGCAGAGGGAGACGUGAGGAGCGCAAUGAUUCGGCUGACGGCGAAGGUGUCUUGUACGAGGCGAGUGCGGAUCAUUCGGGCGUGGAUUUGAGCGAGCUGCUGCUUCGAGGAGCAGCUCUGGAGGAGGAGCAGGAUGAUGCUUCGAUGGUCUCGAGAGAUCCAUGGCUCGUAGGUUGCGGGAAAUCGCUUGGGUUCGAAGCAGAGAUGGCGCAUGUGACGUCGGUGCAGUAAUUGAAUUGUGUUAUUCACUUUAAUGAUUUUUUAUGCAUCGCCGUCCGCUUAUACAGACAUCAAAAGCCUAUGCUAAUUGAUGGUCAGAUAUAUGAAAUAAUUAUAAUAAAAAAUAUAUAAUUAAUCUUUUAUGAUA
Molecule: messenger RNA, 3067 nt
Organism: Musa acuminata AAA Group (dessert banana)
Lineage: Eukaryota; Viridiplantae; Streptophyta; Magnoliopsida; Zingiberales; Musaceae
Exons: 8
Coding region: 271-1056 (261 amino acids)
Source: RefSeq, a predicted model, not a curated record